AUCCAAUUUUAUCUGAAGUUCACAAAAUUAGAAUUAGACAGACUGUGGGCCGUUUAGGCGCAAUAAGCAAAGCAUUUCAGUCCAUUAAGAGCCCAACAAAAUCUCUAGACCUCUCCUCUCUCCUCUUCUUCGCCUGCUUCUCUCAUUGACUCUUCUCAUCCAACGCAAAUCACCGUCUCCCGCCGCCGUCGCUACCGGAAGACCGACAUUUUCUGUCAAUACUGGAAAAACUACCACUCUCCUAUUAAAAGUCUAAUGUUCAUUUUUUGGACCUCAUAUUUCUAGGGCUGAAUUCAAUCAGAGCUGCUCAAAUUUGAAUUUGAGUUCAAAUCGAAUGAGCCAAAGUUCGAGCAAAGUAUUAUCAGGUCAAAUCUAAAGUUAGUCCAUUUUGAGUCUCAAUUCGUCGAUCUCAAAACUGUCUUGAGCUGAGCCUUUUUCAGUUUGACCUCUUCUGUGGUAAUUUGAACAUAUGGGAUGGAGUGUCAGUGGAGCAAGAGAGAAAUGAAUGCUUUUAAAGCUUUCAAAGCUUGCGUUCCGAUUGAAUGGAGCCCUAAACUAUAUAUAACGCUUGUGAGGGGGAUGCCGGGCACAAGGAGGCUUCAUAGGCGCACUAUAGAGGCAUUAGGCCUUGGCAAAUGCAACCGCACUGUUGUGCAAAGGAACACUCCUUCGGCCAGGGGAAUGCUUGAACAGGUAAAAAGGUUGGUUGUGAUCGAGACAGAAGAGAUGUACAAGGCUCGCAAAGAGAAGUUGUUCAAUCACCAAGCUUUACGCCCCCCUUUGGUCAGUAGUCAUGUCCCAAGAUCUGUAACUAAAUCUAGUUAGCAACAUUGGAAAAUUUUCUCAGGCUUGCUCUUCCACCUCUUGUUUUCUAAGGAAUUCUGUUUCUGUUCAAAUUUCUGCCUCAUGUUACUUUGAUAAACUCUGCUAAAGUCUAUUUUAACUAUAUUUUUCGUGUUAGACGCAAGCUCUUUUUUUAUACCUGGUUGUGGAAUUGAUUGUUUCUGAGAUCAAAAUCCUGUAAUGCUUUGCGAUGAGGAAUGCUAUGUGCAUAUAGUUUUGAGUAUAUAA
Messenger RNA from Mangifera indica (mango), 1071 nucleotides. Its product is annotated as 50S ribosomal protein L30. NCBI's taxonomy places the organism in Eukaryota, Viridiplantae, Streptophyta, Magnoliopsida, Sapindales, Anacardiaceae. Gene Ontology annotation, biological process: translation. Gene Ontology annotation, cellular component: mitochondrion; large ribosomal subunit. The transcript has 5 exons. Gene Ontology annotation, molecular function: structural constituent of ribosome. The record is from RefSeq and is a predicted model, not a curated record. Bases 475 to 825 code for a protein of 116 amino acids.